Messenger RNA from Candidozyma duobushaemuli, 1524 nucleotides. RefSeq names its product Hcm1p (gene HCM1). The coding region runs from base 1 to 1524 and encodes 507 amino acids. Gene Ontology annotation, molecular function: RNA polymerase II cis-regulatory region sequence-specific DNA binding; DNA-binding transcription factor activity, RNA polymerase II-specific. Lineage: Eukaryota; Fungi; Ascomycota; Pichiomycetes; Serinales; Metschnikowiaceae. The transcript has a single exon. The record is from RefSeq and is a predicted model, not a curated record. Gene Ontology annotation, biological process: regulation of transcription by RNA polymerase II.
AUGUCUAGAAGACCCCUUCACAAACACAGCGUGAACGUGCUCACCGAUACUCCAAAGGCACACUCCAAGAUCACCACACCCCCUAGAUCGGUCCACCUCAAAAGGAACCACACUGUUCUUGAAACGCCUGUCCGCCCAGAUUCCCAUACCCAGGGCUUGUCCAUGAAUAACGUGCUUUUGCUGCCGGCGUUUUCGUCGCCUCAGCCGCCACAACCACCCAUUUUUGACCACCAACUGCUGCUGUCUCUGUUAGCAACGUCCGAUGCCAGCAACACGUCUUUGGCGCCACCUCCACCGUUUGCUUCCACGUUCCCACAGAGCCAGAAUUCGUUUGGAAGCUCGUUUGGCAGUGUUUUCGAAGGCCCAGCGCCGCCAGCUCCAAAGAAGAAACUGAGGCCCAAGAAGCCCAGAAGAGAGGCCGCCGACACGUGUUUUUCCAUCGAUAGCCAUGAAAAACCUCCAUAUUCGUAUGCCACGCUCAUAGGUAUGUCCAUUCUUUCCCACCCAGCCAAGCAGCUCACGCUUUCCCAGAUCUACACCUGGAUCUCUGAAACCUUCAAGUACUACCGCCGUGAGGACGUAGGCUGGCAGAACUCCAUCCGUCACAACUUGUCGCUUAAUAAGGCCUUCGUCAAAGGUAUGAAGUCCAAGGACGGCAAGGGCCACUUCUGGUGCAUCAAGCCCGAGUGCGAGGACCUCUUCCUCAAGGCCAAGAACAACAAGAAGAGUUCUUACCACGAGGUGAUGGACCAAUUGGCCGUGGCACGUCGCCGCAACUCAGUGGCCUCGAUCCCUCUGUCGCCCACUGCCGAAGAAGACAGGCGGAAGAACGAGGAACCGGCCGCUAAGAGGCUCAAGACCGAAGACCCACCCUCCAACUCGCCUUUGGAGAACAACCUCCUCAGGACUCCGGUGGUGAAGGCCCAGCAGGAUCAGGACAAGCCUAUCUUGGCCGAGAAGCACAUGGCCUUCACGUCUAGCUUCAGCUGCAACCUGAACUUCGAGCUUCUGCCCGCCCACCCAAUGGAAACUGGACCGCUCCUCGAGCCUCUCACACCAGCAGCCAUCACCAACGUUGUACUCCAGCAGACUGGCUCUGCCUCGAACGUGCAGCUUCCGUCCAUCACUCUCAACAGAGUGGCUCCCCCACAUAUUCCCCAGCUACAGCCUUCCAUGCAAAACACCACCACUCCUCGAACCGCUGGCUCGGCUCGUACACCCAUUGCAGCCAUCAAGACGCCUCUUCGGACGUUGAAGACGCCUCUGGGCAGCACCUUGGUCCGCAAACUCUGGCAGUCUCCUUCCUACCUCGAAGAGUUCUAUCACUCGCCUUUCGGAACCGGCAGAGCAUUGCUUAACUCAUACGAUGACGACGACAUGCUCAUGCGAGCAUUUGACAGCCCAGCCACGUCGCGAGACGGCCGGGUGAAUCUCAUCAACGAGUUGAAGCGUGCUGACGACGAUGAAAAACGUGCCGAGGCGCCUUCGAGCGAUGCCACCGAUAUUGAUGGCGAUGACGAGUAA